This is a messenger RNA of Kwoniella mangroviensis CBS 8507, 750 nucleotides long. RefSeq lists its product as uncharacterized. The transcript has 3 exons. Gene Ontology annotation, biological process: secondary metabolic process. Lineage: Eukaryota; Fungi; Basidiomycota; Tremellomycetes; Tremellales; Cryptococcaceae. Gene Ontology annotation, molecular function: oxidoreductase activity. The record is from RefSeq and is a predicted model, not a curated record. Gene Ontology annotation, cellular component: cytoplasm. The coding region runs from base 1 to 750 and encodes 249 amino acids.
AUGUCGGGCCCGACCAUUGUCCUCAUAACAGGAGCUAACACAGGUAUAGGCUAUCAAACGGCCUUGCAACUCCCCCUUUUUCAUAAUGACACCUACAAGAUCUUUACCAAGUCUGAGCUGGAACCGUUGGUAGUAGACCUGGAGGAUGAUGAGAGUAUCAAGAGAGCUCAUGAGGAAGUGGACAGGAAAGUAGAAAAGUUGGACGUUUUGGUAAACAAUGCUGGUGUUUUACUCGAUAGUCAAGCCAAAACACAGAACCUGUCCACUCGUCAACUAUUCCUUCAAACAUUCAAUACCAACGUAUUUGGUGUUCAAGUUCUUACUGAAACAUUUAUCCCUCUCUUAUUGAAAUCUACUUCUCCACGCCUCUUGUUCCUCGGAACAAGUAUGUCAUCACUUACCGUCUCUGAAAACCCAAAUCCAUAUUUCAAUCAUCCUCCUCCUGCAGGGUGGCCGAAAGAAAAUUCGGAUUUCUGGGCGCACAAAUCAAGUAAAUUGGCGUUAAUGAUGAUUAUGAGAGAUUGGUCCAAAAAUCUAAAGAACGAUAAUGUAAAAGUAUGGGGUAUCAACCCAGGUCUUGUCGCAACGAACUUGGGAGGAAGUAAAGAAUUCCUCAAAUCCAUUGGAGCGGGCGAUCCGGCGGUAUCGGGUAGGUUGAUUAGGGAUGUCAUUGAAGGUGAGAGGGAUGGGUAUGUGGGCAAGUUGAUUGCUACGGAGGAUGAUUAUUUUGGUAGUGUGGUACCAUGGUGA